AUGGAUCCUCUCGAACAUGUCCUUGUGAACCUCUUGGGAGCAACAACGUUGGAUUCGUCGUACCGUCGGUUCUUUGAAGAGUAUGGGAUUACUCAGGCCAGUGAAUUGGCCUCAAUCACUGAACAUUGUCUUGCAAUGGUGUCUUAUGGCGUCUUGACCCCUGCUGUGGGAGACGGCCCUGCUUCAAUUGUUCGUACAUUCCUUCCGCCUGCGCAACAGGAUCGGAUUUUGAAGAUUGUACAAUGGUUCCUUUUGAAAGGCACCAAUGUGACAAACAACACCUGGCUUGAACUUACCUCUGAUGUUCUUGAGUAUUGGCAACCAGCCUCUGCUAUUGUUGCCCCCGCUACUCCUGUUGGAUCUGAUGCUCGGAGUUCCUUUGCCGAAAGUGCUGCUGCAAAAUUUCGAAAGACGAUCAAGAACCAUUCCGUCCCGUACCCAAAGUUCAGUGAGGACCGUUUUUGGGUUACUUGGAAUACGAAUAUUCGUAUUAAACUCCGUAUCCACGGUGUUCAGUUUGUACUUGACCCGGACUACUUGCCCCAGACCGUUGAUGAGAUGGACACGUUCGUUGAGAUGCAGAAUUUUGUCUUCGGUGUAUUCAACGACAUUUUGUUGACCCCUCGUGCGCGUGGGAUCCUCCACAAGCAUGUGGAUGAGCUGGAUGCUCAGUCGGUCUACCGCGACCUUGUUGCCUCGUACGGUAAAGGUAUUAACGCGCAGAUCACGGCUACAUCCAUUGAAACGAAGCUCACCUUGUAUUCGUUUGCGACUUCAAAGAGCAAAACUUGCGUUACUUUUUUGACAACUUGGCGCAAUUUGAUCUACGAUCUUGAACGGAUCAACAAGUUCCCUUUGCCAGAUCACCAAAAGAGCGUGCGACUGAAGUCAGCUGUCCGUUCCCAUCCUCAAUUGAAACUUUUCCUUGGCAAUGUGCAGCUUUACUCUUGUACCCAUGUGGGAAAGAGUUCCGACGACUCAGACUUCGAGUACGUCUAUGAUCUGAUGCUCGAGCAUGCAACCAAUAUUGAUCAGACCGAUUUUGAAGACCGCGGUAAUAACCGUGGUGGCCGUUCUGCAAACAACGCGAAGUCCCAGUCUUCUUCAAAGAAGAAAACUAACAAGCCGCUUGGUAAGAAGCACAAGAAUUAUGUGCCUCCUGAGAAAUGGAAUGCUCUCUCUCCUGAAGAGAAGCGCACCAUUAUGGACCAACGAGGACCUUGUCCUGCUGCAGCUCCAGCCUCUGCUCUGUCCGUGAAUGCCGCUGCUACUCAGCCUCCUCCCACCGUGUACGUGAGCGACUCGACGGCUGUGGAUAACCAAAGUCUUGCUUCGACUCAAGUUCCAAAUGCUGCUGCAUCCGGACACCUGCUACGGUCGCUAAUUUCAAAUUCUGCCGCUCGCCAGCCGUCCAACGGCGCAACCUCUGAUUCUUUUUCGGUGAAUGGUACCACGUACCGCCGUGAGGUAAACCAUGCCUCCGUCAGAUACCGUCUGUCUACUCACGAUGUUUCUUUGACUAAAGAUUCUUUGAUUGAUGGUGGUGCCAAUGGUGGCCUUAGCGGCUCGGAUGUGACCGUUAUUUCCCAAUCUCUGUCGCAAGCUACUGUUUCUGGGAUUGGAAACUCGGAGCUCACCAACCUUCGUCUGUCGACGGUUGCCGGACUCAUCCACACCACGGAUGGUCCUAUCAUUGGAGUGUUUAAUCAGUAUGCUCAUCUUGGUACUGGUAAUACCAUUCAUUUGUGCAACCAAAUGCGCUCCUGGGGAGUCACAAGUAUUGUCACGUCCGAUGGCCGUUUUGUCAUCCCGCUUUCAGUUUCUGGCGGACUCACCUAUUUGUCUAUGCAGGCCCCCACCGAGGAGGACCUGGACAAUUUCGAGUGGGUUCAUUUUACCGCCGACAACGAGUGGGACCCGAAUGGCGUGUCUUCUCUCCUGCUGCGACCGAUGAUGAUCUCAGUUUGCAGCUUUCUGCCGACCAUGUUCCGGGAUGAACGCUUCAACAACUUUGGCCUUCUUGCGCACUCCACGGUUGUCAGUCGUUCCCCCUUGAACGCCGAUGUCUUGCAACCCAAUUUUGGAUGGGUCCCCAGCGCUCGAAUCUCCCGCACGUUCGAAAAUACCACACAAUUUGCUCGUGCCGAUGCUCGUUUGCCUUUGCGCAAGCAUUUCAAGUCGCGCUUCCCUGCUGCCAAUGUUUCUCGUUUGAACGAAAUUGUGGCAACCAAUACUUUUUUCUCGGAUACCCCUGCGGCCGAUGACGGCAUUUUCAACCAUGGGGGGGGGGGGGGGCGCAAAUCUCAGUUUGCCCAUGCUUUCGAGGACUUUAUUUGUACCCAUGGUGCUCCCAAUGCACUCCUCAGCGACAAUGCUCGUGCUCAGAUCGGUAAGCAGGCGCUUCAGAUUUUGCGAAUGUACGCAAUUGACGAUAUGCAGUGCGAGCCGCAUCACCAACACCAGAACUACGCGGAACGCCGCAUUCAGGAAGUGAAAAAGAUGGUAAAUACCAUCAUGGAUUGUACAAACACUCCUCCGGAGUAUUGGUUGCUUUGCUUAUUUUAUGUGACCUACUUGCUGAAUUGCCUUGCAGUUGAGAGCUUGAAUUGGCGUACCCCGUUGCAAGUUGCGUACGGCCAGCGUCCUGAUAUUUCCGCUUUGCUCCUUUUUCGUUGGUUUGAGCCGGUCUACUACUACGACCCUGACCAUGCAUCUUUCCCGUCGCAAUCUCGCGAGAAGACUGGUCGUUGGAUUGGUGUUGCCGAACAUAAAGGUGAUGCUUUGACUUAUUGGAUUUUGACCGAUAAUACUCACCAAGCCGUUGCCCGUUCUGUUGUUUGUUCAGCCAACGUUGAUAACGGUCUGAAAAACCACCGUGCUGCGAAUUCCUCUCCCGAUGGUGGGGAGCCUUCGAAUCCUAAGCCUAUUGUGUUGGCUUUGAGUGAUCUACGCAAUCCUGCUGCGAUCAACCCAUCGCUCUUUGAAUCCCCUGCGUUUUCUCCUGACGAAUUAAUUGCCCCUGAUGGCCAGAGCCACCGAGCCCUUGUUGCUCGUAAAAUUGUUGAUGCCGAUUCCGACAAUCGCCAAGCAAUCCGUUUCCUAUUGCAAAUUGAUGAGAAGGAUGCCGACGAGAUCAUUUUGUAUAAUGAACUCUGUGACUUGAUGGAAGCUCAGCAAACCGACCGUGUCACGAAUGGAAAUGUUGAAGGCCACUUCAAAUUUACUGGUGUCAUUGGACAUCAAGGACCGUUGCAACCGACUGAUGUAAACUAUAAGGGAUCGUCGUGGAAUGAUUUGGUUCAAUGGGAAGAUGGUUCCCAGACCUAG
Molecule: messenger RNA, 3327 nt
Organism: Phaeodactylum tricornutum CCAP 1055/1
Lineage: Eukaryota; Bacillariophyta; Bacillariophyceae; Surirellales; Neidiaceae
Exons: 4
Coding region: 1-3327 (1108 amino acids)
Biological process (GO): DNA integration
Molecular function (GO): nucleic acid binding
Source: RefSeq, a predicted model, not a curated record